CCAAUGUCAAGUUUCUAAACUCGUCAGUAUUAUAUUCGGCCUAAAUAUUUAAUGAAUAUUUUAAAACAACAAUAUAUAGGCUCAUAAUAUUAAAUAAAGAUGACUCUCUAUCACUUUGGAAACUGUCUGGCAUUAGUUUACGCGCCUUAUCAUAUGGCGUACAAGUUUUCUGGGAUAUCGGAAUAUGCAACGUUCUCUAAAUGCGUGUAUGCUGGCGCUCUAUAUAUAUUCACGCAGCUGUGUAAGAUGUUAUUGUUAGCCACAUUUUUUCCUGAUUCUGAUAAUAUUCAAAGUGGAGGAGACUAUGAUGUGUUCUUAGAAAUCCUGAAAGCAACAGUAGACUUGGCAGAUCUCUUGGGGAUUUACAUUGCGCUCAAUUCAAUACCUGGCAAGGGCCAUGCGAAGAUUCUCACUGCAGCGAUAGGAUGGGCCAGUGCUGAGGUGCUGGUGACGCGCAGCGUGCCGCUGUGGGCGGGCGCGCGCGGCGCGGAGUUCGACUGGCGCUACGUGCGCGCGUGCGCCGAGUCCAACGUGGCCCUGCUGCAGCACGCCGCCGGCGCCGCGCUCGUGUGGCUGUGCGCGCGCAGCGACCUGCCGCGCCGCGCGCUGCCCGCCGCCGCCUCGCUGCUGCUGCUGGCGCCCUACAGGUCGCUGCUGGAGGACGCGGUGGCGCACGCGCUGGGGCUGGGCGCGUGGGCGCUGCUGGCGCUGCGCGCGGCGCACGCGCUGGGCGUGGGGCUGGCCGCGCUGGCCAUGUACGCCGCGCUGGUGCAGCAGAUCGCCACGUAGGCGCGCCGCCGACUGUAUUGUUCCUCGAGGACCCUUUUCCUGUCAUGCUGUUUUCAGCCGCGUGCGUGUGACAGCGCGCUUGUAGUUAAACGCAUAACGCUUAUGUGAAUAGAUAAGGGUGGUCGCACGCGGGUAAACGCAUAACAGGACAGCAGACCUAAGUUACACAAUUUUUUCUUCUGUUAAGUUACAGGUGGAAUUGAUAACAUGAAAUCAAAUUGUA
Molecule: messenger RNA, 1012 nt
Organism: Pararge aegeria (speckled wood butterfly)
Lineage: Eukaryota; Metazoa; Arthropoda; Insecta; Lepidoptera; Nymphalidae
Product: transmembrane protein 147
Exons: 6
Coding region: 100-789 (229 amino acids)
Source: RefSeq, a predicted model, not a curated record